This is a messenger RNA of Arabis nemorensis, 372 nucleotides long. Lineage: Eukaryota; Viridiplantae; Streptophyta; Magnoliopsida; Brassicales; Brassicaceae. The record is from the annotation of a GenBank genome assembly.
AUGGCUAAGGAAGAAGAAUUCAUAUACAGAAUCAGUACGGAUCAAGAAUGGGUAGAGUUUCAGAAGAAAGGAUCUUCUUUUGGUGGAGAGCUUGACAAGUCAACUGGUUUUUACCAUCUAAGCAAACUCGAUCAGGUGCAAUUUACAUUGCAGAACUUUUUCAUGAAUGCUAAGGAGGAUCUUUACCUUGUUCAAAUUGACCCUAAGAAGCUUGGAGAUGGAUUGAUCUAUGAAGCUGUAGAUGAAGUGAAUAGCUUUCCUCACUUCUAUGGUCCAGACAAAACAUUCCUACCACUUCCUCUAGAUUCUGUCGUUAAAGCCGAGAAGCUAACAUUCAUCAAUGGCAAUUUCACCUGCAGUUUCUUAACUUGA